This is a messenger RNA of Trypanosoma brucei brucei TREU927, 1554 nucleotides long. RefSeq lists its product as hypothetical. The record is from RefSeq and is a predicted model, not a curated record. Gene Ontology annotation, cellular component: nucleus. Bases 1 to 1554 code for a protein of 517 amino acids. Lineage: Eukaryota; Euglenozoa; Kinetoplastea; Trypanosomatida; Trypanosomatidae. The transcript has a single exon. Gene Ontology annotation, molecular function: protein binding; RNA binding. Gene Ontology annotation, biological process: poly(A)+ mRNA export from nucleus.
AUGUUGAAGUUGGUGUUUGAGAAACAGCAGCAGCGGGUGUAUAACGCGGAAACAGGGGUCUUGAACCUGACGCAGUUUAAGGAAAUUCCUGACCUCACGGAUGUGGCGGGAUCCAUCAACUUUAACACACAGGCUUUCUGCCAGGCAUUGUGUUCGACAAUAAAGUCGCUUAUUGUGCCUCCUCCAUCAGCAAUUCAACUGAAAGGCAAUGGCAUAUUGUCGGUGUCACAUCUAGCGAUGCAGUUGGAAAAGGCAGACCUUCAUCUGACGCUUCGUGCCAUUUCAUUAGAAGCCAACCUAAUCAAGUCGGUUGAGUCAUUGCAAGAGUUGAAGAAAUUCACCAACUUGCGGGAGAUUGUACUGAGAGACAAUCCUAUCGCAAAUCGGAGCGACUAUCGGACAACUAUUAAGAAAUUGAUGCCGUCGUUAAUUGGUUUAGAUGGAGAGUCCAUAUGUGUGCCCCCUUUAAGUUUACCGUGGCCUCAGUUCUCUCCGACGGGAUACAGUGAGGCGCAGAAGCAUGUGCUGCAGUUCAUACAAUGCGGGUUGUUAAACCCACUGGAAGGCGACGGUGCUUCCGGAGUUGCACACGGUGUAGACGCUGUUUCGGACUUGUACGCGGCAAAUGCGGUUUUGACCCUCUCCCUCUCUUCGCCAGAAGUUGCUGUAAGCACGCCCAUGCGCACGAUGAACGGUGCGGCGGGUGUGCCGCAACAGCGGAACGUAAUCAGGGAUAUUGUGAGUCUUCGGUUAAAACAAACUGAAAGUAAUCACAACCUUCUGCACGGUGUAAAGUCGACUGUUGUUGCGCUUGGUCGGACGAAGGUGUGUUCUCAGAUGGAGCACUGGUUGUACCCAAAGACCUUUAGGGUUCAUCAUUACCUCCAUAGCAGCGCUAGCACCGUCUUUCUUGACAAUUCGUACCUCACAGGCCCGUCGCCCACAGCGAUGAAAGUACCCGUGACAAUAGUGACACUCCAUGGCACCAUGACGUGGAACAACACCGGUGUACCGGGUGAUGCGACAACUAUUGGCCCAAUGACCAUUCGGCGCAACUUCACUCGUGUGUUAAGUGUUACACAAGGGGAUGCGGGACGCUGGCUAAUCACUAAUGACAUGGUGUCGUUGUAUUUGACGCCGAGUGGGUCAUCUGCAUCGUCGAAAAGUGGCAACGGAGUGCCUGAAACGACUCAACUGAGCGAGUGCCGCAUUCUGCUCGACCCACGCAGCGACCGUAGCCGUGCGGAGGUACUCAGCCGAAAGAAGGACGUACCGGUAGAGGUGAUUAUGGCAUUGUGUCAACACGUUGGUAACGAUGCGGAGUUAUUUACCGUGUUGGAUGAUAUCCGCGGCGUGCCACUCAGUGCCUUUGAACACUGUGCCAACCUAGCAGGGGAGAAUAUCAUGGAAAGCAUUCAGAUGUGUCGUUUAGUGAAUCUUUUCGGGAUGGCACCACAAAAUGCAUUGGAGAUGCUUAGGCACAAUAACGGUAACUGGAGUGAUACUGUUGCUGCGGUUGCUGCUACCGCGCCUGUGGCGGCAGUCCCGCAGUGA